AUGCAGACCAGCUGCGGAGGGCGGCGGCAGGCGGCCCCUGGGGCGGGAGAGGUGACGGCGCUGGGAGACAAGGAAGCCCUGGCCCGGCCCUGGCACGUAACAGAGCUAGGAGCCCGGGUGCCAGGCGCGUGCGAUCGUAGGUGGACGGCGCCCGAGAGAGGCGCGGAGGCAGUGGCGGGAGAAACAGCUGAGGACGGUCCCCAAGAAACGAGGCCUGCGACAACGGGGCCAACACAGGCCCCGCAAACCCACACCCAAAAGUGGGGCCGGGAACCCCGUCCACCGUCCUACCCCAGCCUCCGCGGGGGCCAGCAUGCCGCCCUCCUUCACGCGCAGGAACCUCUGCAAGGGAGGAGCCGGUGGGCGGAGUCAAGACCGGAAGUGGCCCGGCGCACCGGCCUUCCCCCAACAGCCGCCAGCCGGAACUACCCUGAGGUCCCACCCCUCGACGGAACCCUGGGUUGCUGGGCAACCGGUGCGGGCGCCUUUGGCAGGCUCUGUGCGGCGCGGAGUAAGCAGAGUGUAGCUCCCACCUCGUGCCCUGGCAACCUCCCGUCCCGCCCGCCUCCCUUCUUGCCGCCACUCCUUGCGUCGCGGAAUCCCUGCCCUUGGCACUACCUGCACCUCUGCGGCUCCCGCGACACUUUAGUGCCCACCUGCUUCGAAGCCAAGCUUCACCGAAACCGAAGCGGUCCGACCCCGCUCGUGGCCUCCAGGACGUUGAAGGACUGCGCCUCCCCGGCCAUGGCCACCUACACCUACACCUAUACCAGCCGGCCCCGGGCCCUGCCCUGCCAGCGCCGCCGUUACCGGGAUGACCUGAUGCAGCCAGCUGAAGAGCCUAUACGUUAUGGAAACAUAAUGUAUGACAGGAGGGUGAUCCGAGGCAACACUUAUGCACUACAGACAGGACUACUGCCUGGGCAACCGGAUCCUGCAGAGAUUCAGAGACAGCAGCAGGCUAAGAGGAGGGCUCUUGCCAAAAAACGAGCCCAAGAACAGCUCAGACCACGAACGCCCGAACCUGUAGAAGGCAGAAAGCAUGUGGAUGUGCAGACAGAAUUAUACCUUGAAGAAAUUGCUGACCGCAUAAUAGAAGUUGAUAUGGAAUGCCAAACAGAUGCAUUUCUGGACAGACCACCAACACCACUCUUUAUUCCUGCCAAAACUGGCAAAGAUGUGGCCACCCAAAUUCUAGAAGGAGAGCUCUUUGACUUUGAUCUUGAAGUUAAACCAAUGUUAGAAGUUUUGGUGGGAAAGACCAUUGAGCAGUCUCUUCUGGAGGUAAUGGAAGAAGAGGAGUUGGCGAACCUGCGGGCCAGUCAAUACGCAUAUGAAGAGUUACGCAACGUCGAGCUUGCUGAAGUGCAACGACUUGAAGAGCAAGAGAGACGACACCGAGAGGAAAAGGAACGGCGUAAGCAGCAGCAGUGGCAGGCGGUUCACAAGCAUAACGAGACUGCCCAGAAGAUCGCCGCCCGGGCGUUUGCACAGCGUUACCUGGCCGACCUUCUCCCUUCUGUUUUCGACAGCCUCAGGGAUGGUGGCUACUUUUAUGAUCCUGUUGAAAGAGAUAUUGAGAUAGGAUUCCUUCCAUGGCUAAUGAAUGAAGUUGACAAAACCAUGGAGUACAGUAUGGUGGGAAGAACAGUGCUUGACAUGUUGAUUCGUGAGGUGGUUGAGAAGAGACUGAGUCUGUAUGAGCGUAAGGAGGACAAGCACUCCUCUGUGAAACCUGAGGACAGGCUUGGUGGUCCUGGAGGAGUGAGAGAGCCACUGGCAGGUUAUGAACUCCCGGACUACGGUGCCUCACGGGCCCGGUGGCCACUUCCAGACAGAGACUCCCUGCAGAGAGCACCAUAUGAUGCAAGGUAUAUGGAGAGACUGUCAUCCCAAGAAAGGAAGCUUAUGGAAGAGGAGGAUGAGCAGAUAGAAAUGAGGAAGUCCUUCGGGAGGGAAGAACUGUUGCAGUAGAGGGGAGCUUCAGAGCCACGGAGCCGGUCAGCAGCCAGUCAGCGUUGUGAGCAGUCAGGUAACGGUGCGUGAGUCCCCUCAGGUUAUGAAAUUAGGGCGUGUUCAGUCAGCAUAUCCUCUGUCUAAUGGACUGGGCAGAUCAAAUGUGCUGAAAUAAUAAAACUAAUUUUUAAACUGAA
Molecule: messenger RNA, 2153 nt
Organism: Hippopotamus amphibius kiboko
Lineage: Eukaryota; Metazoa; Chordata; Mammalia; Artiodactyla; Hippopotamidae
Gene: RSPH3
Product: radial spoke head 3
Cellular component (GO): cilium
Source: RefSeq, a predicted model, not a curated record